AUGUCAGCAGCCAAAAGAGUCAAGAUGUCAGGCCCUGUUAUCGGAACCCACAGUGGCCACUUCCACGCCGACGAGGCCCUCGCCGUCUACCUGUUGCGCCUCCUCCCCGAGUACUCCAACAGCACCCUCGUCCGCACCCGCGACCCCGAAAAGCUCGCUCCCUGCCACACUGUUGUUGAUGUCGGUGGUGUCUACGAUGACGCAGCCAAGCGCUACGAUCACCACCAGCGCGAGUUCACCACCACUUUCCCCGACCAUUCUACCAAGCUCUCGUCCGCCGGUCUCGUCUACAUGCACUACGGCAAGGACAUCAUCUGCACUUGCACCGGUCUCACCAAGGACUCUGCCGAUGCCGAGCUCCUCUACCAGAAGCUGUACGACGACUUUGUCGAGGCCUUUGACGCCAACGACAACGGUGUCUCUGCCUACGACCCCAACGCCCUCCGCAAGGCUGGUAUUGAGAAGAAGUUCUCCGACCGUGGUUUCAGCAUCGCUUCCGUCGUCAACCGCCUCAACUACUCACAUCCUUCGCCCGACCCUUCUGCCGCACAAGCCGAAGAAGACGAGCGCUUCCUCAAGGCCUCCCAGUUCUGCGGUGAUCAGUUCAUCUCUGAGGUCAUGGAUAAGUUCCACUCGUGGUUGCCCGCCCGCGCUGUCGUCAAGCAAGCCUUUGGCGACCGCUUCAAGUACGACGACAAGGGCCGCAUCAUGGUCGUUCCCCACCGUCCCGAGGGCUGCCCCUGGGCCGACCACCUCUACGCUCUCGAGAAGGAGACCUCCACCGAGGGCUCUGUUCUUUACGUCUUGUUUGCCGAAAACGGCGAGGCCGACAGCAAAUGGCGCAUUCGCUCCGUCAGCCGCGAGUCUGGCAGCUUCGAGAACCGCAAGGAUAUGCCCGAUGCCUGGAAGGGUGUCAGAGAUGAGGAGUUGAGCAAGGUUUCCGGCGUCCCUGGUGGUGUCUUUGUCCACGCUUCCGGCUUCAUCGGUGGCAACAAGACUUUCGAGGGUGUCCUCGAGAUGGCCAAGAAGUCUGCUGAUGCAUAA
Messenger RNA from Aureobasidium subglaciale EXF-2481, 1044 nucleotides. RefSeq lists its product as uncharacterized. The transcript has 2 exons. Lineage: Eukaryota; Fungi; Ascomycota; Dothideomycetes; Dothideales; Saccotheciaceae. Gene Ontology annotation, cellular component: cytoplasm; nucleus. The coding region runs from base 1 to 1044 and encodes 347 amino acids. The record is from RefSeq and is a predicted model, not a curated record.